ACCGGAAGUGCUGAGUUUAAGCGGCUCCCUGGCUAGCAGGAGUGUAGCAGGAUAGCGGCAGGCGGCGAAGGCAGCUUGGCGGUCGCUGGAGUGUUUCUGUUCUCCCAGCUGCGCAGGAUUUAACCACCACCAUGUCGAGCAAAAGGGCAAAGACCAAGACCACCAAGAAGCGCCCCCAGCGCGCAACAUCCAACGUGUUUGCCAUGUUUGACCAGUCCCAGAUUCAGGAGUUCAAAGAGGCCUUCAACAUGAUUGAUCAGAAUAGAGAUGGCUUCAUCGACAAGGAGGAUUUGCAUGAUAUGCUGGCCUCCCUGGGGAAAAAUCCAACUGAUGAGUAUCUGGACGCCAUGAUGAAUGAGGCUCCGGGCCCCAUCAAUUUCACCAUGUUCCUCACCAUGUUUGGGGAGAAGCUGAAUGGGACGGACCCAGAAGAUGUCAUCAGAAAUGCGUUUGCUUGCUUUGAUGAAGAAGCAACUGGCACCAUUCAGGAAGAUUACCUGAGAGAGCUGCUGACAACCAUGGGAGAUCGGUUCACGGAUGAGGAAGUGGAUGAGCUCUACAGAGAAGCCCCUAUUGACAAAAAGGGGAAUUUCAAUUACAUUGAGUUCACGCGCAUCCUUAAACACGGAGCAAAAGACAAGGAUGACUGAACGAACUUCAAAUUCCGGCCAAAUGUUCCUUGUUGCCACUUUGAGUAUUUCUGAGACUUUCUUUCUCUUAGAGCCUGUUGCAUGCCCUUAGCUUUACAGCUUUCGCCUUUUUGUUGUAUUUAUUCUCAGCCAUUUUGGGCGCAUACAUCUCUAUAAUCAGACUGGAAAUGGGACUUUAAGUUGAAGUAAAAUAGAACCGGGAGAAAGAUCAUUGCCUUAUCACAGCCUAUGGAAAAUAUUCUCUCAUUUUUCUGAUUUACUGGAUUUUUACAUUUUUUGGUAAUAAAAACUUCAAAGUAAA
Loxodonta africana (African savanna elephant) is the source of this 951-nucleotide messenger RNA. RefSeq names its product myosin regulatory light polypeptide 9. Gene Ontology annotation, biological process: platelet aggregation. Bases 132 to 650 code for a protein of 172 amino acids. The record is from RefSeq and is a predicted model, not a curated record. Gene Ontology annotation, molecular function: calcium ion binding. Gene Ontology annotation, cellular component: cytoplasm. The transcript is spliced from 4 exons. NCBI's taxonomy places the organism in Eukaryota, Metazoa, Chordata, Mammalia, Proboscidea, Elephantidae.